AUGAACAAGGUGAAGAAGAAGACUUUACUGUACAGGAACACCCACAGGGCGCAGCCCAUCACAGAGGACCCUGGCUGUACACAACAUCUCAUCACAGAGGACCCUGGAUGUACACAACAACUCACCACAGAGGACCCUGGAUGUACACAACAACUCACCACAGAGGACCCUGGUUGUACACAACAACUCAUCACAGAGGACCCUUGCUAUACACAACAACUCACCACAGAGGAUCCUGACUGUACACAACAGUUCAUCACAGAGGGCCCUGGCUGUACACAACAGCUCAUCACUGAGGACACUGGCUGUACACAACAACUCAUCACAGAGGACCCUGGCUGUACACAACAGCUCAUUACAGAGGACACUGGCUGUACAGAACAGCUUAUCACAGAGCACCCUGACUGUACACAACAGCUUAUCACAGAAGACCCUGACUGUACACAACAACUCAUCACAGAGGACCCUGGCUGUACAGAACAGCUUAUCACAGAGGACCCUGACUGUACACAACAGCUUAUCACAGAGGACCCUGACUGUACAGAACAACUCAUCACAGAGGACCCUGGCUGUACAGAACAGCUUAUCACAGAGGACCCUGGCUGUACACAACAACUCAUCACAGAGGACCCUGGCUGUACAGAACAGCUUAUCACAGAGGACCCUGGCUGUACAGAACAGCUUAUCACAGAGGACCCUGACUGUACACAACAGCUUAUCACAGAGGACCCUGACUGUACAGAACAACUCAUCACAGAGGACCCUGACUGUACAGAACAACUCAUCACAGAGGACCCUGACUGUACACAACAGCUUAUCACAGAGGACCCUGACUGUACAGAACAACUCAUCACAGAGGAUCCUGACUGUACAGAACAACUCAUCACAGAGGACCCUGACUGUACAGAACAACUCAUCACAGAGGACCCUGACUGUACACAACAACUCACCACAGAGGAUCCUGACUGUACAGAACAACUCAUCACAGAGGACCCUGGCUGUACACAACAACUCAUCACAGAGGACCCUGACUGUACACAACAACUCACCACAGAGGAUCCUGACUGUACAGAACAACUCAUCACAGAGGACCCUGGCUGUACACAACAACUCAUCACAGAGGACCCUGACUGUACACAACAGCCCAUCACAGAGGAUCCUGACUGUACAGAACAACUCAUCACAGAGGACCCUGACUGUACAGAACAGCUCACCACAGAGGAUCCUGACUGUACACAACAACUCAUCACAGAGGGCCCUGGCUGUACACAACAACUCACCACAGAGGAUCCUGGCUGUACACAACAACUCAUCACAGAGGGCCCUGGCUGUACACAACAACUCACCACAGAGGAUCCUGGCUGUACACAACAACUCAUCACACAGGGCCCUGGCUGUACACAACAACUCACCACAGAGGAUCCUGGCUGUACACAACAACUCAUCACAGAGGGCCCUGGCUGUACACAACAGCUCAUCACAGAGGGCCCUGGCUGUACACAACAGCUCAUCACAGAGGACCCUGGCUGUACACAACAGCUCACCACAGAGGAUCCUGGCUGUACACAACAACUCAUCACAGAGGGCCCUGGCUGUACACAACAGCUCAUCACAGAGGACACUGGCUGUACACAACAACUCAUCACACAGGGCCCUGGCUGUACACAACAGCUCACCACAGAGGAUCCUGGCUGUACACAACAACUCAUCACAGAGGGCCCUGGCUGUACACAACAGCUCACCACAGAGGAUCCUGGCUGUACACAACAACUCAUCACAGAGGGCCCUGGCUGUACACAACAGCUCAUCACAGAGGACACUGGCUGUACACAACAACUCAUCACACAAGACCCUGGCUGUACACAACAACUCAUCACACAAGACCCUGGCUGUACACAACAGCUCACCACAGAGGAUCCUGACUGUACACAACAGCUCAUCAAAGAGGACCACAGCUAUACACAACAGCUCACCACAGAGGACCCUGGCUAUACACAACAACUCAUCACACAGGGCCCUGGAUGUACACAACAACUCACCACAGAGGACCCUGGUGGUACACAACAACUCAUCACAGAGGACCCUGGCUGUACACAACAGCUUAUCACAGAGGACCCUGACUGUACACAACAGCUUAUCACAGAGGACCCUGACUGUACACAAGAACUCAUCACAGAGGACCCUGGCUGUACACAACAGCUCAUUACAGAGGACACUGGCUGUACACAACAGCUCACCAUAGAGUACCCUGGCUGUACACAACAGCUCACCAUAGAGGACCCUGGUGGUACACAACAGCUUAUCACAGAGGACCCUGACUGUACACAACAGCCCAUCACAGAGGAUCCUGACUGUACACAACAGCUCAUCACAGAGGACCCUGACUGUACACAACAACUCAUCACAGAGGACCCUGACUGUACACAACAGCUCACCACAGAGGAUCCUGACUGUACAGAACAACUCAUCACAGAGGACCCUGACUGUACACAACAGCCCAUCACAGAGGACCCUGACUGUACACAACAGCUCAUCACAGAGGGCCCUGCCUGUACACAACAGCUCAUCACAGAGGGCCCUGGCUGUACACAACAGCUCACCACAGAGGACCCUUGCUAUACACAACAAUUCACCACAGAGGACCCUGGUGGUACACAACAACUCAUCACAGAGGACACUGGCUGUACACAACAGCUCAUCACAGAGGGCCCUGCCUGUACACAACAGCUCACCACAGAGGACCCUUGCUAUACACAACAAUUCACCACAGAGGACCCUGGUGGUACACAACAACUCAUCACAGAGGACACUGGCUGUACACAACAGAUCAUCACAGAGGACCCUGACUGUACACAACAACUCAUUACAGAGGACCCUGGCUGUACACAACAACUCAUCACAGAGGACCCUUGCUAUACACAACAGCUCACCAUAGAGGACCCUGACUGUACACAACAGCUAAACACUGUGGACCCUUGCUAUACACAACAACUCAUCACAGAGGAACCUGACUGUACAUGA
Haliotis rufescens (red abalone) is the source of this 3021-nucleotide messenger RNA. RefSeq lists its product as uncharacterized. The record is from RefSeq and is a predicted model, not a curated record. Bases 1 to 3021 code for a protein of 1006 amino acids. NCBI's taxonomy places the organism in Eukaryota, Metazoa, Mollusca, Gastropoda, Lepetellida, Haliotidae. The transcript has 2 exons.